CAGAAGAGCAGUCCUGGCUGUGUACAUGAUAGUGUGUAAGCCUGGGUGCAUGUCACAACACUGCCAACUCUCCCCCGUUCUCUGGAUCUGCUCAUUGUACCACAGGACUGCAGCAGAACUUUCUGGCCCAUUCAUUUGUUAUACAUCUGACGCCUACGCUGAUUUUGGGCUGAAUCUGAACCUGGCUUGACAAGAUGCUCCUGCAUUUGGGAGGGUCCAGGGGGAAGAUGGGCAUCCUGCUCAUCAGGAGAGUGGGUUUGUUUUGUCGUUCUGCCCACUUGUCUCCCCAAAGCCUGGAGUAUCGACCAAUCAAAAAGGUCAUGGUGGCAAACAGAGGUGAAAUAGCCAUCCGUGUGUUUCGAGCAUGCACAGAACUCGGUAUCCGGACAGUGGCAAUAUAUUCAGAGCAGGACACGGGGCAGAUGCAUAGACAGAAGGCAGAUGAGGCUUACCUCAUCGGCAGAGGCCUGUCCCCCGUUGCAGCAUAUCUUCAUAUCCCUGACAUAAUCAAAGUGGCUAAGGAAAAUAAUGUGGAUGCAAUCCACCCUGGUUAUGGCUUUUUAUCAGAGCGCGCAGACUUUGCCCAAGCCUGUGCUGAAGCCGGGGUGAGAUUCAUUGGACCUUCCCCUGAGGUUGUGCGCAAGAUGGGGGAUAAAGUGGAAGCCCGUGCCCUGGCCAUACAAGCAGGUGUUCCAGUUGUUCCCGGAACAGACGCUCCCAUCUCAUCUCUUCAAGAAGCUCAUGAGUUUGCCAAAACACAUGACUUUCCCAUCAUCUUUAAAGCUGCAUAUGGAGGAGGAGGCCGUGGAAUGAGAGUGGUCAGAGAUUAUGAGGAGCUAGAGGAGAACUAUCAGAGAGCCUAUUCAGAGGCUCUGGCGGCAUUCGGUAAUGGUGCUCUGUUUGUUGAGAAGUUCAUCGAGAAACCACGACACAUUGAAGUACAAAUUCUUGGUGAUAAAUAUGGAAAUGUAAUUCAUCUGUAUGAGAGGGAUUGCUCUAUCCAGAGGAGACAUCAGAAAGUGGUAGAGAUCGCUCCUGCUGCCCAGCUCGACUCUCACCUCAGAGACAGACUGACCUCAGACGCGGUCAACCUGGCCAAACAGGUGGGCUAUGAGAAUGCAGGCACAGUGGAGUUCCUGGUGGACAAACAUGGAAAGCACUACUUCAUCGAGGUGAACUCCCGCCUACAGGUGGAACAUACGGUUACAGAGGAGAUCACUGAUGUGGAUUUGGUUCAUGCACAGCUGCGUGUGUGUGAGGGCCGCAGUCUUCCUGAGUUGGGUCUUGAACAGGACAAGAUCCGGAUCAAUGGUUGUGCCAUUCAGUGCCGGGUCACUACAGAAGACCCCUCCCGUGGUUUUCAACCAGACACAGGUCGCAUAGAGGUGUUUCGCAGUGGAGAGGGUAUGGGUAUUCGUCUAGACAGUGCGUCUGCAUUUCCGGGGGCCAUCAUCUCCCCUCACUAUGACUCACUGCUGGUUAAAGUCAUAGCCAGUGGCAAAGACCUCCCCUCCGCCGCAACCAAAAUGCACAGAGCAUUAACCGAGUUCAGAGUUCGUGGUGUUAAGGCGCGUGCGCCGUAUAACAUCCAAAGGGGUGGGAGGGGGGGCGCCCUGGAGGCUGACGUGGGCAUGGUGGUGCAGGAACAGGAAGCCUCCAGGGCGGAGCUGGUAGCUCGGGGAACCGGGGAGGAACGGGCUGUGGACGUGGCCAUGGCGGAGCAGGCUGUGGGCGCAUGCUUUAGUGGAUGA
Messenger RNA from Rhinichthys klamathensis goyatoka, 1751 nucleotides. RefSeq names its product pyruvate carboxylase, mitochondrial-like. The transcript is spliced from 11 exons. Gene Ontology annotation, cellular component: cytoplasm. The record is from RefSeq and is a predicted model, not a curated record. NCBI's taxonomy places the organism in Eukaryota, Metazoa, Chordata, Actinopteri, Cypriniformes, Leuciscidae. Gene Ontology annotation, molecular function: metal ion binding; ATP binding; pyruvate carboxylase activity. Gene Ontology annotation, biological process: pyruvate metabolic process; gluconeogenesis. Bases 195 to 1751 code for a protein of 518 amino acids.